UUUUUUUCUGCUUGAUUCAUAAGCCACAAACGCAAUGUUAACCACAAUGCCAUGUUUGGACAACUGCAAAAGUGAAAAGUGGGGACAAAAAAAGUUGUCCCCUUUGAAACUGACAACUUGUUUUCUUUUUUUCGCUAUUAUGCGAAAUGCACACACCUGUAAGCAGUGGGAGGUCCACCUGUGUGUCUCCCUUCUCCUUUCUCUGCUUCCCCCUCCUCCUCCUCCUCUUCUACCCUUCUUCGAGUUUGGCUCCCUCUGUCUCACUCCCGUCAGGACCCUCACAGCAGGAGGACCCCUCGCCGCCGGCUAUGUUUCCAGGAGACAAAGCUGCAGUUUAACUCAACAAGUCCAUUGAAGUCACUUUGAAUCUGGAGCUCACAGAGCGGCGGACAUGUCGCUCCACCCGCCACGAAUCGUGCAGCUCUCCGCCGGCUCUCUGGCGGUGGUCUUCGGCCACGACGAAGACGACGAGUCGGCGGACGAGAGCCGCCGGAGCGCCGCCGCCGCCGCCACCACUACCGGGCUGGAGGUGUUCGCCGACUUCAAGGCGCAGAACCUGCGCAGCUUCUGGAAUAAACGGCUGGUGAGGGCCAUGGGCGAGGUGCACUUCCAGGGCUGGAUGGACAGCUUGGUGCUUUUUAUCCAGGGAAGCUCGGCUAGCUUGGAGGUGCUGAGGGAAGCGUGGAUGAGAAGAGCGCUCAAGUCAGCCACGGGCUUGGUUAUCAGAGCUGUGGGCGACCUGUCUCCGUUGCAGAUGGCCCCCGUCCCCCAGUCCCAGUUCAUUCCUCUGGCGGAGGUCUUGUGUUCGGUCAUCUCGGACAUGAACUCCUCCCAAAUCCUCGUCAGCCAGGAGACUCUGGUGAAUCACAUGAGCAAAUCGCAUCCAGGGAUCACCAUCCCAACUCAGGACAUCCUCUACAAUACGUUGGGCACUCUGAUCAAGGAGCGCAAAAUUUAUCACACCGGCGAGGGCUACUUCAUCGUCACACCACAGACUUAUUUCAUCACCGGCAACAUGGCCCGAGAGAAGACCUGGUGGACUUCGGGCUCGGCAGACGACCCUCCCUCGCCGCCACCUAUCACUUACCUUCUGAGCAAUGACUUCUGCGUGGAGAGCACUCAGGCGCCCCCGACGGCUCAUUGCAAGUCUUGUAGCUGCUUCGACCCGCUCCCGACCUCUACCGGUGUCCCGGCUACCGGCCCACCCCUCACCGUUCCUCCGCCUGCCCUGCCCGAUCAGCAUUCCGUCUCCGUUUCUGCCAGCGAAUGCACGUCCAAGAGCUUAAAGUGGCCUCGACCGUCGGAUCACAAGCCCUCGGUGCAGCAUCAGUCGACCUCCACGGCGGCAGACUGCCAGACGAGCGAGGUCAGAAAGCCCGCGGGAACCAUCGACGCCGUUGCCCGCAAAGAGAAAGACGGCAAGCCGUGCAGGAAGUUUGGUCUCAAUCUGUUCCGGAGGAACGGGGGUAAAAAAGAGAAGCCGAAGAAGGAGUAUGCGUCCUUCGCCGGCCAGUUCCCGCCCGAGGAGUGGCCCGUAAGAGACGAAGAUGAUCUCAAUAACUUACCUCGUGAUCUGGAGCACGCCAUCAUCAAGCGCAUCAACCCCGAACUGACGGUCGAUAACCUGACACGUCACACGGUUCUGAUGAAGAAGCUGGAAGAGCGGCGGGAGAAGGCCGGGGACAAGGUACUGGACAAAGGAGUGGACAAGGGAAUCUCAACGGAGAUCCUAAGUUCAAAACCGAGGCACCACCACUCGUCCAGGUCAGCCAAAAGAUCAGCUCAGAAAAACUCUCGUAGCAAACGGCGGUUGCACUCCUCCAGAGAAAAGCAACGGGAGAGGAUCAAGAACAAGCUUCCUGUGUGUCCCAGCGGGUAUCCAGAGGGAGAGGAUUUGAUCCCCACCCGGCUGCGAGUGGAAAUACCAAUUGAUGAACCGGUUCAAGCCGAAGAUCCUGCGGAGGGUGCGUCUCUUUACAAGAAACGCAUUGAAAACCCCUUCCAUGCUCCUGAAGCAGGAAUUCCUCCUGCCGCGGUCGGCUGGGAGCAUCGAAAACCAAAAGUGGUCAGGCCGUCGGUGAGGAAGGAAGGAACGAGCCAUCGUUCCAAAUCGUGGGACGCACAUCGGACCAAGCUGACCGUAGCGGAAGAAGCGCAAACCGCAAAAUCUCCCACAUCCGAAGACAAACACCAUCAGGAGAGGGAUGCCAAUUGCGACCGUCUGCCCCAACCCGAUGUGAAGUUCAACCGAGAGUUGCCACCGGACUACGGCUCGGCGUAUCCGCAGAGCUGCACGCUGCGGAUUGAUGACAAGGUUCGACAUCUGCGGGAAAGAUGCCACACGGGGAGCCGGGAAAACCUCCAACUGAAAGACGGCAAAAACCAGGCUUCGAACGAUGGCCUCUCGACCGCGGAGCCGUACGCCGAUCCCGGCACGAUCCUAACACGGGCCUGGCCCAAGACCGCUUUGCAGCGGAAGCACUCGCUCAGACUCACGAAACCACCAAGGGACAACUCUCAGAACGCCGAGGAGCUUUCAACACAUCAACGCACCACGGACGCAAGAACGAUCGCUGUCAGUGCAGAACAAGGGACUCUGGCUGUGAUGGAACCAGUCGUUGAUGACCUUCCCUCGGUCACAGACAUUGAGGAUGACCGCAGAAUCUAUCAGAGAACAGACCCCCACGAGGAUGAAGAUACCUGCAGCUCCCUGUGCUUGAACCAGGAGGACAUUUUACCAAACUACCUCCACCCCAACUUAGACUACCAUCCAUACGACGGCGAAUCCAAGUGUCUGGAAUCCAGCAGUAACUAUUACGACUCUAACUUUCACUCCCAACAAGUGACCUCCAUCAACAGAAACUCCACCAGUCAUAGGGAGGAUUCUCUGAGCCCAAGCAGACCCGUGGAAACUUCGUGGGGGUGUCAGCAGAGUGAAGUAUCGCCUCAAGAUGAGCCGAUUUCCAAAAAAGAAAUCCUGGUUCAGGAAGGAAUAAACAAGUCCGCCCUUGAGUUGGAUCGUCCUGAACCUCCCGAGGCCUUUGACAGUAGCAUCUUUGACUACUGCCCGGCAAGUGAGGCUGAAUCGGAUGCGGAGACUGUCCGCAAGUCUACGGACGAGGGUGACGGUGAAUCCGCUCACUGGGGGGUCGAUGCGAAGGAAGCUCAAGAGGAGGAUUAUCACGAGCGCGGAGUUACCCGGACGCCAGGAGCUGGUCUAAGCGGGCCCGGGGCGACGGAAAGUGGAGAGGCAGUGGAACUGGUUGAGAACCACAGCAUCACAGGAGACAGCGGGAUCGAUUCUCCACGGACCCACGUUAGUUUGGCCUCCAGCAACACAGUCAUUCUGGAAGGUCUCAAGAGGAGGGGCUUCCUACAGAACUUGGACAAACUGCACUCCAAAAGCAGUGCCAUUCGACCGCAGAGCUCGCUGCUGCAGCUCACGCCGGUCAUGAAUGUGUAAAUGGAACCUCAGCGUCUUCACGUUGCCUUCAUCUCAAGCUCUAUGCAACUGUUCACAAACAAAACUGGUUGUUCAGAUGUUGCAUGUAUAUUUGUCCCUAUUGUAAAUAUUUUCGAAUAUGAUAUGCAACAUAAGUUCCUAGAUGACAUUGUGUAUGCAAAAUGUGUAUCAACAUUUAUGGGUUAGUCUACAGUUUUUUUUUCCUUGGGUUAAAGGUCAUUCUUUGUAUGACUUGAGAACCAAAAAUAAAAAGUGUAUACAUUCA
Molecule: messenger RNA, 3728 nt
Organism: Hippocampus comes (tiger tail seahorse)
Lineage: Eukaryota; Metazoa; Chordata; Actinopteri; Syngnathiformes; Syngnathidae
Gene: stox1
Product: storkhead box 1
Exons: 4
Coding region: 392-3463 (1023 amino acids)
Biological process (GO): regulation of transcription by RNA polymerase II
Cellular component (GO): nucleus; cytoplasm
Molecular function (GO): RNA polymerase II transcription regulatory region sequence-specific DNA binding
Source: RefSeq, a predicted model, not a curated record